GAGCAUCAAUGCGUGUUGCUCCCAGCAUAAGUCACCUUCCAACCUCUGCAACUCAAGCUCAGUCAGUCGAUCCCACUUCAAAGCGCGCUGAUCAUUCUUUGAAAGAGCCUGUUGUGAGGGUAGCCGCUAUACUUCAUCUCCUGCGCCUGUUCACGACGCGGAGGCACCGUGCCAGCACUGACAUCUUGGUGGCGGUCACAAGCGAAUGACAGAGACUAAUCAUAAAACACAAGGCGGCUUGUUGUGCACUGGUACAUUUGGGAUAAUCUGCCUCCGUGAGCGGAAUAAACCCCAGCUCGUGCCGAUCGGUGAUGUGGAGCGUCGCGCGCGCUCGACAGAACGCUGAUAGAAUCCUUCGCGGACCUUAAAGAAAGUGACCAGAGAACUGCUGGCGGUGGUCGAACGCUGUCAUUUCGAUUGGAAUGCAUCUUUUCAGUGCCAUGUUCCUGCUACUGAUGUUAUCUUUUAUUCCCUGCAAGGCCCUGUACCCGAGCCCAGAGGAGGGCUGGCAGAUCUACAGCUCGGCGCAGGAUGCAGAUGGAAAGUGUAUCUGCACCGUUGUGGCUCCAGCACAGAACAUGUGUAAUCGAGACCCACGCAGUAGACAGCUUCGCCAACUUAUGGAGAAGGUUCAGAAUAUCACUCAAUCAAUGGAGGUGCUAGAUCUGAGAACGUACAGAGACCUGCAGUAUGUGAGAGACACGGAGAACCUCAUGAAAACAGUGGAUGGCAAACUAAAGUCUGCCUCUGAUAACCCACGCAGCCUCAAUCCCAAGAGUUUUCAGGAGCUGAAGGACAAAGUUACUCAGCUGCUCCCCCUGCUACCGGUGGUAGAGCAGUACAAAGCAGAUGCAAGGAUGAUCCUGCGGCUGAGAGAGGAAGUGAGGAAUCUGUCCCUGGUACUAAUGGCCAUUCAAGAGGAAAUGGGAGCCUACGACUACGAGGAGCUCAGGCAGAGAGUGCUACUGUUGGAGACCCGACUCCACUCCUGCAUGCAGAAACUCGGUUGUGGGAAGCUAACUGGCGUCAGUAACCCCAUCACUGUACGUGCCUCAGGGUCAAGGUUCGGCUCCUGGAUGACUGACACAAUGAUCCCCAGCUCUGAUAAUAGGGUGUGGUCUAUGGACGGUUACUUUAAGGGUCGUCGCGUGCUGGAGUACCGUACGAUGAAUGACUUUAUGAAGGGCCAGAACUUUGUGCAGCAUCUUCUUCCCCACCCUUGGGCAGGUACGGGUCACGUGGUCUACAAUGGCUCCCUCUACUACAACAAAUACCAGAGUAAUAUCCUCAUCAAGUACCACUUCCGAUCCCGAAGCGUCCUGGUACAGCGCAGCCUUAGCGGUGCAGGCUACAACAACACCUUUCCCUAUUCAUGGGGUGGCUCGUCUGACAUCGACCUCAUGGCUGAUGAGAAUGGGCUGUGGGCCGUCUACACCACUAUUCCCAAAGCUGGCAACAUUGUGAUCAGUCGUCUGGAGCCGCAGAGCCUGGAGGUGCUGCAGACGUGGGACACUGGCUUCCCCAAACGCAGCGCCGGUGAGUCGUUCAUGAUCUGUGGCACGCUCUACGUCACCAACUCCCAUCUGGCUGGUGCAAAGAUCUACUUUGCAUAUUACACCAACACUUCCACCUAUGAGUACACGGACAUCCCCUUUCAUAACCAAUACUCCCACAUCUCUAUGAUGGACUACAACCCUCGGGAAAGGGUUCUGUACACCUGGAAUAAUGGACAUCAAGUCCUCUACAACGUCACAUUGUUCCAAGUUAUCAAAACCGCAGAGGACUAGGCCUUGCAGACCUUUAAAAUGCAUUUGUUCACACUGAAAUAUACACACACUGAUAUGCACUCAAACAUACACACAGUACACACACAUUUAUGUGGAGGGGGACAUGACUAAAGCUUAGACUUUUUUUACUGCAUUCCAAAAUUCAGAGUGCUAUUAUUCAUCUAAUGUUUCAAGGAGAGCAAGAUUGGUAUUGAAAUAUGGACUAAGCGUUUAUUUUCUUUCCUGUGAUGAUUCAGCAUGAGUACUUUCUUUUUAUUUGUGAAAAAAAUAAAUAA
Molecule: messenger RNA, 2062 nt
Organism: Xyrauchen texanus (razorback sucker)
Lineage: Eukaryota; Metazoa; Chordata; Actinopteri; Cypriniformes; Catostomidae
Product: noelin-2-like
Exons: 6
Coding region: 423-1787 (454 amino acids)
Biological process (GO): signal transduction
Source: RefSeq, a predicted model, not a curated record